AUGAAUGAUGAGUCAAAUCUGAAUCCAGUUGUAAGUAAAGAAGAUGUUCUGUUAGGACAACAUUCUCCAUUCAUAAUUGCCAUGAGACUAAACAUGCCUGGCUUUAUUUUUGCAUUAAUUCAUGCAUUUCAAGAUUCGGUCGACUUGUAUUUCAUUAAAAAAGGCUACGGAACAAAUGGAAUUACUGUAGUUAGUAUAACUGGAAUCAUACGCAUGCUUGUUGCUAGCUUUAGUAGUUGCGAAUUCCAAGGUAUCACAAAAAAGUUUAGUGAACUCUUUGCAAAGCAUGAUAAACAAGCUAUAAACGAGUUAUUUGUAGAAGUGUUCAGAUUCAAUUUGAUAUAUGCUGCUUUUAUGACAACAAUAAUUUUAUCAAUCACAAAACCAUUAAUUUCGAAGAUGGGAAUACCAGAUUCGUUACUAGAUGAUGGAAGAAGUUACCUGUUACCUAUUUCUUUUCUUCCUCUUUUUGUUUCUACUUUGCAUUUAUGUACUGGAGUUUUAUUAGCUUCAGGUCGAUCAAUUGUAUCAUAUAUAAUGCUCUUAAUGGUUAUGACUAUAUCUCUUUCAUCAGAUCCCCUUCUAAUUUACGCAUUUCAACUUGAUCUCAAGUGGAUUGGCUUUGCCUUUGCUUCUGGGCCAAGCAUUGUAUCUACAGUCUUAUUCAUUCUCUUUAUAUCGCACGCUUUCUCGAUGGUUACUCCAAAAUGGUCGGCUUUUCUCCGAAAACCUUCUUCGCAUUUUUGGUCGUUAAUCAAAUUGAUGCUUCCUUCGCUUAAUACCACAGCAUUUGGAUGUUUGUCGCCAAUACUCUUCUCAAUGCUGCUCAAAAGAAGUACUUUGGACACAGGAAAUUCUGCAAAAAUUUGUUCUGUUUACUCUACAACAAUGAAAGUGUUCCAGAUCAUGGUCGUAUGCAUAAACAAUGGCUUGGCUGGGUUGAUUCCUUCAGCUACUUAUGCUUUACACAAAAAGAAUACAAAUCGUGCAAUAGAAGUUGUUGCUUGGAGUUUAUUGUUACCAUUAAUAGCUGUAGUAACAAUAUCAUUGAUAAUGGUCAUUUCUCCGUAUACAAUUAUGAAGAUUUGGAUAAAUGACGAAUUAAUGGUUUCAUAUGUUCCAAAAAUAUCCAGAAUUCCAUUCUAUACAUCACUGCUAGAGCCAUUUAUUCAGAUGUUCAUUGCUUUAGCAAUUGUUUUUAACAGAGGAGUUUUGGCAUCGAUUUGUCCUUUAGUUAAAGUAUCUGCACUCAUUGGAUCUGCAGCAUUGUUCUCUAAAUACUCCAAAUCAAAUCCACUUUUGAUUCUUCAUUCUUACAACAUUCAAGAUCUUCUUAAUUUUCUUUGUAGCUUAACUGUUUUUGUUAUUUCUCUCAGAAGAUACAGAAUUAUGUAUAAAUUAGAGGAUAACAACCUCAUACAAGAAAUGAUAUAA
This is a messenger RNA of Trichomonas vaginalis G3, 1434 nucleotides long. Its product is annotated as multidrug resistance protein YPNP-related family. The record is from RefSeq and is a predicted model, not a curated record. Bases 1 to 1434 code for a protein of 477 amino acids. Lineage: Eukaryota; Parabasalia; Trichomonadida; Trichomonadidae. The transcript has a single exon.